Molecule: messenger RNA, 756 nt
Organism: Lachnellula hyalina
Lineage: Eukaryota; Fungi; Ascomycota; Leotiomycetes; Helotiales; Lachnaceae
Exons: 7
Coding region: 1-756 (251 amino acids)
Source: RefSeq, a predicted model, not a curated record
AUGAAUCGGGCUAGAGAGGCCUCUAAGCGAGCGUUUUCCAGCCAAUUAAAUAAGCGCUAUACUAGCGCCCGCAAUAUAUACUUCCAGGCUAUUAAAACAGCAAAAAAGGAUCACUGGAACUACCUAUACAAAGUCAAGGCGCCUGAAUUAGACGUUAUACACCGCCUCAGACUAGUGGCAAUAGCCAAAGCUAGCACCAGACAAAGUAAAACAAGCCUGUUCUAUACGCUUCUACUAGACGUAAAAGGGCUACUUACAAUUCUUAAGGAUUUAGCCUUUCCUAAUUCGGUUAUUAAGUGGGUCUUAUCCUUUAUAAGCGGGCGGUUAUAUGCAGUUAAAUUUAUCUCUUAUAUAAAUAAUAUUACUCUCUCUUUUAUAUCGACUAGCCCCUGCAAAAACGUUAAGAUACUGCAGCUAGUAGCUAAAGAGCUAUUUCAGCUAGCUAGUAAAAACGGAAUCCAAUUCAACCCAAAAAAGUCUAAACUGAUUCACUUUAGCAUAGGCGAACGCGCUAAGCUAGCGCCCCUUAUACUCCUAGAUAGGACUAUAGUCCUCCUAAAGCAGACAGUUAAGUGGCUUGGCAUUUACUUUAAUGCUCUAUUACAAUUUAAGGAGCAUAUCACUAUCUACACUGCUAAGGCUAAGUCUAUAUUCAGACCAUAUCCGACUAUACAUCACCGAUUUGGUGGCAAGGCUAAGCAUACGCAAAAGACCACCUAUAGCACUUCUAAAAUUUGGCACUACGCAAAAUCCUAG